Molecule: messenger RNA, 3474 nt
Organism: Nothobranchius furzeri (turquoise killifish)
Lineage: Eukaryota; Metazoa; Chordata; Actinopteri; Cyprinodontiformes; Nothobranchiidae
Source: RefSeq, a predicted model, not a curated record
UUGUUGUCCACCAAGCUAGCGUCAGUGGACCGGUGUCAGCGGCGGUGUUAUGUCACCGGAGUGUGGGACUGAGCUCCCAGGGAAGGAGCCUUGAAUUUCCAAGAAUCUGAACGAUUCAUUCAGAAACGAUAGUUUUAAACUUUACACACAACAGAGGCAGCUUCGGUGGUUGUUCCGUGGAGAGUACCCGCACUUACCUGACUGCGUGCUGAGGCGCUGUCACCGAGGCUGGAGCCGUGGCCUUGAGAGCCAAAGGAGCGUUUCCACUUGCAGCUUCGCAGAAGAAACUGUGUUUGGGACACAGAAGGAAUGUGUUUACCGACAUUUCCUGCAGUCAGGAUCAGAACUGCUGAUAUCUACCAGCAGUCAUGAAGUGGCAGUGGUCCAGUCAAACCAUUGCUUGACUCAUGGUGUCAAAGUUCUCAUAUUCCUCGUCCAACCCCUCGUCCUGUUGAAGACCAAAGCAGAGGCUUUUGAUGCAGGUUGUAUGCUGGCUGGUGUGGCUUGGCCUUGCAGGGGCACUCGCUGCUCUGCAGAAGGACCAGGUGGCCCGGCAUGCUGUCAAACUCCACCGCUUUAAAGCAGCCACACACAGUCGCAGCUGGGUGGCCAACAACUGCAAGCUGCUGGUCGGCCUCCUGCAUCGGAAGAGCGUGGUUGUCAAGAAGCUGGGAGCUGCUGUCACUGCUGUUGAACAGGAUGUAAACCUUUCUGAGGCAGAGAAACAAUUCCAGGUUCACACUCUGGAGGUUUUUCAGAAGGAGCUGAAUGAGAGUGAACACCUGGUGUUGCAGGCUGUGCAAAGCCUGCAGAGGGCGCUGCAGGGAGACUACAGGGAUGUGGUCAACAUCAAGGAGAGCAGCAGGCAGAGGCUGGAAGCCCUCAGGGAGGCAGCUAUAAAGGAAGAGCAGGAGUAUGUGGAGCUGGUGGCUGCUGAGAAACAUCAACAGGAAGCUCUUAAAAUCGCGCUGGCUCAGAACAAGAGUCUGUCCAUGCUGGACGAAAUUCUGGAGGACGUCAGGAAGGCAGCAGACCGACUGGAGGAGGAGAUAGAGGAGCACGCCUUUGACAAUAACAAACAGAUGAAAGGAGUGAACGUAGAAGCCGUGCUGCGGGUGGAAGAUGAUGAGGAGAAAGGAGGGAAGAUGAAGAACAAGUCCCGCAAGGUUGAGGUGGAGGAUGAUUUGGGCUUGAGCAUGCUCAUUGACUCACAGAACAACCAGUACGUUCUGACUAAACCGCGAGACUCCACCAUGCCAAGAGCUGACCAUCACUUCAUCAAGGACCUGGUGUCAGUGGUCAUGCUGUCCUUGCCUUGUGGGUGGAUCUGCACUCUGGUGGGCCUUCCUCCCAUGUUUGGAUAUAUCAUCUGUGGGGUCCUGCUGGGCCCCUCUGGUCUCAACAGUAUAAAGUCGAUAGUUCAGGUGGAGACUCUGGGGGAGCUGGGUGUGUUCUUCACACUCUUCGUGGUGGGACUGGAGUUCUCACCUGAACGCCUUCGAAAGGUGUGGAAAAUCUCAGUCCAGGGGUCGUGUUACCUGAGUCUGCUGAUGGUCGGGGCCGGUUUGCUGUGGGGGCGGGUUCUCCAUAUUCGACACACCCAGACAGUCUUCAUCUCCACCUGCUUGUCUCUGUCCAGCACGCCACUAGUUUCCCGCUUCUUAGCAGGAGGAAGCAGGCUGGAUAGGGAAGGUGACCUGGACUACAGCAGCGUUCUCCUGGGGAUGUUGGUGAUGCAGGACGUCCAGCUCGGCCUCUUCAUUGCCGUCAUGCCGACACUCAUCCAGGCUCAGAGUGGAGACCUAGACAGCUUCCUGUUGGGAAGUCUCCGAGUGCUGAAACUCCUGGCCCAGGUCCUGGUGUCCCUGGCUGUGGUACUGCUGCUGUGUUUGGUGCUCAGGUCCUUCCUAAUCGGUCCUUUUUACAAGAAGCUUCACACCGAGAGUAAAGGGAACAAGGAGAUCCUUGUGCUAGGGAUGGCAGCAUUUGUCUUUUUCAUGCUAACGAUCACAGAGUUGCUGGAUGUUUCUAUGGAGCUGGGCUGUUUCGUGGCUGGAGCUUUGCUGUCUUCGCAGGGUCACAUGGUCACAACGGAGGUCAUGGGGGUCAUUGAGCCAAUCAGAGAUUUCCUUGCCAUCAUCUUCUUUGCUUCUAUUGGUCUCCACGUCUUCCCUACAUUUGUGCUCUAUGAACUUACCAUCCUGGUUGUGCUGACGCUCACACUUGUCAUUAUGAAGUUUCUCAUGGCUGUCCUGGUGCUGUCUACCAUCUUGCCUCCAAGCUCCAGACAGAUAUGUUGGGUCGUCUCGGCUGGUCUGGCUCAGGUCAGCGAGUUCUCCUUUGUCCUGAGCAGCCGAGCGCGUCGAGCCGGCAUCAUCUCCAGAGAGGUAUACCUGCUGGUCCUCAGUGUCACCACUCUCAGUUUGCUGCUGGCUCCUCUGCUGUGGAGAGUCACAACUCACAGAUGUGUUCCUCGAACAGAUCGGAAAACAGUCACAUGACCACAUCGACUCCACGACCAAAACAUUCCCUCGUGAAAGCUGCCAGUAAAAUUUCCUGGUCUUUUAUGAUGGACCUAAAUGUCCUUUAUAAUCCUGAUGGACAUCUCAUCACAGGAGAGAAAAACAGGUCUGUUGAAGCUUCCUUGUAGUUUGUUUUCCUCGCAGUUGUAAAAUCUACUCAUGUUACCUAAACAGUAGGCUUAAAAUGCUCUACAUCCUGUUUGAUACUGCAGAUAUUUUUCAUAAUUCUGCUGCUAAAUAUAAAGAUCCAGAAUCUGAUGAAGAGAGACAAAACUUGAUGAAUCUUUGGAAAUGAAAAGGACCAAACCUGAUGAGAAAUAUGGAUGAGAAAACACUUAUUUUUUUCUUGACUAGGGAUUUCUGUUGUUGAAAAUCACAAUAAUAUUGCCAAUAAUUUAAUAUUUAUUGUGUAUCUUUUCAGAUCAAAUACUGUAUAGGCAGCACAUUCCUUUUAAUAAUCAGCGGUACUCAUAAUUUAUAAUGACUGUGCACUACGUGUAAUAAUACUCAGGUUUUUCUGGAAAACUGUUGUAUGUCAUUAUCCUGCACUAAAACAGAAUUAAGUCAUUGAAAAACUACUGGAGAUGGAGGAACGGCAGAAUGUAGUGACUGGUGUGACAUCUGGAGGAAGAUCCUGCACAUCUCUACUGAAACGUGUGUCUGCUCAGCUCCUUUGUGCACUUGAAAGAAAAAACACCGUGAAGCAUCAUGUCGCACUUUUUACUACACGAUAAUACAUCAUUGUCUUAUAAUGUAUGAUGUGCAAUGCAAAUGCGUGUAAUGCAGAGAAACAUGCUGUAUAUCCAUAUAUUUUCUUAUAUUUGUCUUUCGUAUGUUACUGGGGGCUUUUUUCUGUUUUAUUAAGUGCCGUUUUUUACUUGUAAAUCCCUUAUUUUGAAAAGGUUUAACUCCGCUCAGUUGUUUUGGUGGAUUAAAAAAGAAAAUGCAGAGA